UUUAUCUAUGAACUAUUAGUCAACGAUAAAUUCAGCACAUCCCGUUACAAACAUUAUUAAAAUAUAACAUGGAAUUGUCAAACAUAAAAAUGAUUCUGCCGAUUCUGUACUAAGAAGAUGUCGUCAACCAGUACUAUUAAAAAUUCUAAAAAUACUGAUAUGCUUACUCGAAGUUAUUCAGAUCGAAGUUAUGAUCGGAAUCGAUUUGCUAAUAGUAACCGUGAACGUGAUUAUGAUCGAUUAAGGCAACAAUGUGAUAUAGCAAUGCAUGAGUUGAUGAUGUUGAGAAGGUAUAUAAUGAUUUUAAUGUUAAAUCUGAAAACAACUCAAGUAUUACAAAUUUUGUUUCGUUUACAUAGACAACACGAAAAAACAGUGCAAAGAUACAACCAGACAAGAAAAGAAUUAGAAAAUUAUUGUAGUCAAAAUCGAGAAUCGCUUUCACUCGGUGCUAAACUAGCUGUCAAAAAACAAAUUUGGAAUAGAUCUGAACAGGAUAUUCCUGAAGAUGAUACAGCAAGUGGUGAUUCCCUUAAUGAUUACUUCAUGCCAUAUGAUUCAACGCUAAAAGAUUAUGAAUCUUUGAAAAAGGGAUAUGAAAACUUGCAUGCUACACAUUCAGCAGCUGUUGUUAUGGACAUGAUGAAAGAUGAAAUUAAACAACUAAAAAAACAAUGUAAUGAAUUAUUUAAAGAACGUGUUAUAGCUUUUCAAGAAAGAGAUGUUUUAAAACAACAGCAUACAACUGCUAUAUGUCAAUGGAAUUUAACACUUCUAGAAAAUAAUGAUCUUCGGGAAGCCAUACAAAAAGUUCAACAAAAACAUGAAGUAAUGGUCAAAGAGAUGAAAGCUCCCGUUGAUUUUAGUGUAAAAAGUAGAACAGAACUUAAAAAAUUGAAAGAAGCUUAUGAUUCUGCUGUUAAAGAAUAUGGACUCAUUAUGAGUGAACGAAAUAAUGUUCUUAAUGAACUCGAAAAGCUCUCUGAAGAUUUAUCUCAAGCUUACAACAAAAAUAAAUUAUUGGAAAAUGAAAUAAAAUCUUGUAGAGAUGAAAAGAAAACUCUACAAUUGCACAUUGAAUCAUUAAAACGUGAAAUAUCAUCAGCAUUACAUGAUCGUGAUAAAAUACUCAAAGAAUGUAAUGAUAAUCAGGAAAGAUUUGGAGAGAUAAUACCUAAAAAUGAAUCUCAAAGAGAAUUUAAAAGUCUUUUAAAUUAUGACUCCAGUAGAGAAAUAGAAAAUAUAAAACAUUCACAAGAACAAGAUGCUACUUUCGAUUUAUUUAACUCUUGUCAGAAAGAACCUAUGGAUAAUCUAGAUCAAGCUAAUCAGGAAAUUGAACGUUUAAGAAAAUUAGCAGAUAAAUAUCAUAAUGAAUUAGAUAAGUCUCUAGAAGAAGUAGAAGUAUCCAAAAGACGCCGUGAUUGGGCUUUUAGUGAACGUGAUAAAAUUGUGUUAGAGCGUGAAAGUAUACGAACCCUCUGUGAAAGUUUAAGAAAGCAGCGCGAUGAUGCAGUGAGCAAGUUAUCGCGUAUUAUUAGAGAUAGUGAUGACAUACUGAAACAAAAAAGUGAUACAGCUAAAAAUCACAAUGAUUUUAAGGAAAAAAAGGGAUCUCAAUUAGAAAAAGAAGUUCAUUUACUAAAUGUACAGGCUACUGGUUGUUAUAGUCAAGAUUCUGCAAUAGGUACCGACCUUCAAGACUGGGAUACUGAAAUAUUAAAUAUUGAUUUAGGUGUUUUAGGCACAAAUGAAGAUUUAGGAAUUGAUUUACUUGGUGGAAGAGAUGAUCCUUUGUAUCCCAACGAUCAUGCAAUUUAUAUAACAUCCGUCAAUGAAGGAAGUAUUGCAGCAAAGAAAUUGAGUAUGCAAGUUUUUUUUUCUAGAGUUAAUGAUUGUAUAUUAAGAGUGAAUAGCCUUGAUUGUACAUCAAUUAGUAAACAAUUAGUUUUGGAGACUAUGAGAUCAUUAAGCAGUACUACUUUGGUUGUAAGCCGAAGAAAGCCUGUUUCUCCAUCAAGGAGUCUUUUCACAACUCAACUUAAAAUAAACAAUUAUGGUCAUGGAAUCUCAUUGGAAACUGGUGUAUAUAUCAGUAAAAUAACACCUGGUUCAAUGGCUGCUUAUGAUGGAAAUUUAGAUGUUGGUGAUAGAGUAUUAAGUAUAAACACAACAUUAGAUAAUGUAAAACAUUCAAAAGAAGCUAUGCUAUCACUGUAUGGACCUGGUGAUGUAUUAACUAUUACAACUAUGAAAUCUACAUAUUGCGCUGAAAAUUGUGGUUCCAGUUCAAAUCGCGAUAUUCAUAAAAAAUAUACUAAUAGUACAACACAAACAGAUAAAUCUAGUUAUUCAAUGCAUCAAGAAUCUUAUAAAAAACCUCAAUAUCCUUCACCUAUCUCUGAACGAGAUCAAAAAGAUACUAUAGCAGAAUUAGAUUCUGUAAUUGAUGCUUUUAGACUACAUCCUACACCCCCCACUACUACUAAGCAUCUUAGUAGACAUAGAAAAUCUAAGGAUUUAGACAAGAUUAGUGGUACUUGGCCAAAAGCUAGAAGUAGCCCUGUAAUUGACCACGGAACUGGUACAAUACUUCAUCCUCGUAAAAACAAGGAACGUUGGCCGUUAUCCAUGCUUUUAAAUAGUCUUCCGUCUUGGUCAUCUCAAAAUAAAUCAAAAACUGUUACUUCACCUAAAGAUUUCUCUGUUGGAUCUGGUAAAAUUGGUAAAGAUGUAAUGGACUAUUAUGUUAAAAAGAUAACUGGCAAAUACAAAUAUAGCGUUACUGAUAGUAAUGCUGAAAAUAACCUUGCAGCAAGACCUACAUCACAUAAUAUGAAUAGACCACCAUCAAUCAACGCUCAUCAUUUUCUCACUCCACGAUAUAGUAGAUAUUCACAACCAUAUCCAACCCCUAAGCUGGAAUCAAUGUUAAAUUGUUUUGAACCUCCUUACAGUCAUGUUUCUCAGUUUCAUCACAGUCGCUCUCCAUCCGUUGAUAUGCUCUACAAUAGACAAACAAAUACAUCACCUCAUCGCAUAAUGACUAAAAACGGCUAUCGUGGUGAAGAUAUGCCAGAAUCUUAUCAUGGUUAUAAAUUUGGUACAUUUCCUAGAAAGAGUGAAACUCCGAAGUUUGGAAUCACUUCCAACCCAAGUGUGACUAAUAAAAGUAGUGGUGGUGCAGUUGGCAUAUCGACUGGGAGUAUCAAGAGAUCUAUAAGUAGAGAAAUGGAUAGCCCAAUGCUUACUUUUAGAGUUGAAGUUCUUAAUCCUGGACAAAUAUCUAUGCCCGCCAAUAAGCGACAAUCUGUAUAUGAUUGGGCAUCAAAAUAUUUGAAAAGACCACUAGCAAGAGGUGAUCGAAGUGGUCCAUUAACAGGCGAGUUGAGACGGAUCAAUAUAGAGAAAUCAGUCGAACCUCUAGGAAUUAAGAUACUUUGUGUUGAAAGUAGUGGAGUUUUUGUAUCUUCUGUUAAUGAACAUAGUGUGGCUUACAAAGUAGGUAUUCAAGUUGGAGAUCAACUAUUAGAAGUUUGUGGAAUAAACUUGAGAUGUGCUACUUAUCAGUUAGCUGAAAAUAUUUUACAACAGUGUAGAAACACAGUUACCAUGCUAGUACAAUACAGCCCAGAUAAAUACCAAGAGCUACAAUACACCAAAAAUUCAACUAGCAACCUUUCAGAAACUCAAACACCAUGCAAUUCACCUACUUUUAAUAGAAAGUUUUCAUUUCUAACUCAUGACAUAUCUACAUUAAAUUUGCAAAAGAGUGAUCAAAAUACAGAUAGUACAAGCUUAAGAGCAUAUGAACCACGGUAUUUUAUAAUGGAGACAAAGAAGUGUAGUAACUUAGGAAUAAGCCUAGUUGGCGGAAAUGCUGUUGGAAUAUUUGUACAUAGUGUUAACUUAAAUUCAUUGGCUUAUAACGCAGGUUUACGAACUGGUGAUCGUAUACUUGAAUAUAAUGGAACAGAUUUAAGAGAAGCGACUGCUGAAGAAGCAGCUUUUGAAUUAGCCAAGCCAGCUGAAAAAGUCACAGUUCUAGCACAAUAUUUAAUUGAUAAAUACAAUGAAAUAAAGGAUAAACCUGGGGAUAGCUUUUAUAUCCGAGCACUGUUUGAUCGUACAAUUGAAUUAAGUGAAGAUGGAAGUAAUUCUUCUCAGCUACAAUUUCACAAAGAUGAUAUUCUGUAUGUAGAUAACACAAUGUAUAAUGGUAUUCCCGGCAAUUGGCGAGCGUGGUUAGUUGAUCACAAUGGUCAUAAACAACAAGUUGGCAUUAUACCUAGUAAAUACAAAGUUGAAGAAGAACUUGUAACUAGAUGUAGCGAAGAAAAAUUAGAAGGUGAUGCACAACGUGCAAUAAUACCCAGUUUUUGUAAACGUGAAAAUCAUCAACGCAGCAGUUCUAAAGAAUUAGCUUGUUUUUCAAAUAUGAACUUGGGUUGGUAUAGUAGUGAUUCUAGUAAUUUACAUGAUGAUGCUACUGUGAUGCCUUCUUACCAAAGACUUAUCAGUUUAAAUUCUGAACCAAGCACCGAUUUAACUGAGCUUAAAUCCACUGAGCAAUUGAAAUUAGAUAAUGACUCUCAACCUUUGCAUGAUAAAAUGUCUGCUAAAGCAGCAAAAGACAUGGAUGAACAUGCAUUGAAGCUUGCACCAGAAUAUCGACAUAACAUUCCAGCCGCCACACCAGCUGGAGUUAAUAUGGCAUACAUGUGUACACAAAUCAAAGCUACUGAUGAUUUGGAACAAAGUGAAACAUUUUCGGUUUCUUCUCCAACUCCAAUUUGAUAUUAAGUGUUUUAUGAAUCAUUUUUCCGUCCAAAAUUAUUUAGUUUUAUUAUGAUUAUUAUUAUUUCUAUUAUACUACUUUGGGGUUCCCAAUAUUUGCGAUUAACGUUAAAUUAAGUUAUGCUCAACAAACAUUUGUAAAUAUAGCGUUAUAAAUUAAAUGGCUUACCAAACAUUUUACUAGAAAAACAACAAAAGUAAUAAUUUUAAGCGAUUAAUUAGUAAUGCAGCAUUACAUAGUUGCAAUAAUGUUGAAACUUAUAUUCCAAAAGUUAAGCGAUAUAAUUUUGCUUUACCAUAAUAUAAUGACUAUGAUAAUGUCAAUAGACAACCAAAAUUUCAAAAUUAUAUUAAAAAGACAAGCCGAUAAAAUAGUUUUCUAGAAUCUCGAAAUAGCAAAAUUAGAUACUCACUAAGAUAAUAUAUGAUUUAGCAUCAAUUUCGGAAUCAUCUACAAAUAAAUUAUGUAAAUAAUUAACAAAUUAUAAAAAAAAUGUAUAUGAUGUAAUUGACAAAAUGCAUUUUUGAUUAUAUUGUAUAUUUUUGUAAACCGGAUACAAAAAAAAUAAAGAAACCAUUCACUAGCUUCUUCACUCCGCUGAGAAUCUAAAAAAAUAUAGGA
This is a messenger RNA of Acyrthosiphon pisum (pea aphid), 5419 nucleotides long. Its product is annotated as disks large homolog 5-like. Lineage: Eukaryota; Metazoa; Arthropoda; Insecta; Hemiptera; Aphididae. Gene Ontology annotation, cellular component: plasma membrane. The record is from RefSeq and is a predicted model, not a curated record. Gene Ontology annotation, biological process: negative regulation of hippo signaling. Gene Ontology annotation, molecular function: protein binding.